This is a messenger RNA of Diprion similis, 2687 nucleotides long. Its product is annotated as F-box only protein 21-like. The record is from RefSeq and is a predicted model, not a curated record. The transcript has 10 exons. Lineage: Eukaryota; Metazoa; Arthropoda; Insecta; Hymenoptera; Diprionidae. Bases 175 to 2031 code for a protein of 618 amino acids. Gene Ontology annotation, molecular function: protein binding; DNA binding.
GAACAGUGUUGUGCAGUGCUUCGAGUUCGUGAGAGUUGCUGCAAGGAGCUGGAUAACUGCUGUCGUUGUAUAACUUGUGAUGAUUGUGAUUUUACAUACGUCGCAAACCGUAUUUAGUUUUGCAGGGCUAACCACAGGUAGCUAACCAAGAGCGUUUCACGUCAAACUUUCAUAAUGGUCUCCGAAGCGUUGAUAACUUCAAUGCCGCAUGAAGUAAUCGAGUAUAUGCUGGAGUGUGAAAAUGUCAAGAUGACUGACAUCAUAAACCUCGCCUUGACUUGCAGACACUUGUAUAUAACAAUUACAGGGAGCAACAAACUCUGGAGAGCGAAAUUUUUCCAAAGGUGGCCAGAUCUAAGAGAAAUUUACGAAACAACCGAGAGGACCAAAGAACGAGUGUCGAAUUGGUUGGAUGAGAUAAAAAAAUCUGUGAUGUACAGAAAGAGAUUGCGGCAUCAACUGUCUCUCAUGUCUGCCAAAUACUAUAGAAAACAAGAGCUUUCUAAUUCCGAUUUGACCGAAUUCGAUGUUUCACCGAAUUUGUCAUUUGGAGGAUAUCUGCUACCACGCCAUAUCCUGAUUGACGAGCUCAUUACACUUAUCAACUGUCCAGCAAAAAGAAGCAACUUGACCCAUAAGUACUACGCUUACAAAGUCGUAAGAUACCUUCGACAAAAUUGCUUAAGAGAAGAGUGGCAGACAUAUAUCAAUCUUCCGGAUAAAGAACAGAUUUUAGAACGAGGUGCCGUUUUGGUCGCUCAAUGGAGUCAGCCAGAGUUGAGAAUUUCUUAUUCGUCUAUAUCCGCGACAUUAGAUAGGAUCGCUGAUCAAGUAAAAGAACACCUGAGGGAGCAUAAUCCUUCUCAUCCAAUUUUUUCAACCUCUGAAGACAAAUUCGAGUUGUGGAAAUUGGCAAACAUUGAUGAUAAUCAAUGGGGCUGUGCAAAUUCGAGACAAGUCAUCGCCGCACUGUGUGAGGUCAUGUUUAAACGCCUUUGUUUCUAUGGAAAUAGCGAGAUGUUCUAUUCGUCAGAGAAUUCUUUUAUUAACAGGGUACUCGAAAAAAAACACGGUAUUCCUAUUACGUUGGCAAUAGUGUUUGAAAGUAUAGCACGAAGGCUGGGAGUUCGGUGCGAGCCAGUCAGUUUUCCUGCCCACUUUUUAUUACGUUGGAAAGAGAAGUAUACCCUCCCAGAAUCUGAAGAAGAUGAAAGUUUCUACAUAGAUGUAUUUAAUGGCGGGCAACUACUGACCAAAAGCAGUUGUCCUAAAAUUAGCGGUACAUCACGAUGUCCCAUUCAACGAUAUAACAUUCACAAUGCCGCAACUGCCAUAGAGGUUAUCGGACGUAUGGCAAAUAAUUUGGAAGUAGCCGGUCGACAGCGCACUCAACUCAAUAACAGAGCAGCUCGUCUACGUUCAGCCUUAGAGCUUUUACAUCUUGUACAGCCAUACGAUACAAGUACUAUACUACAUCUUGCUCGCUUUUACAUGCUUCAUCAGAUGGAUCUAGCAGGUCUAGUCAACACGCUUAACACGAUACAACAGGAUCUGGAGAAUGGGUCAAGAGGACAGGCUAAUCACAUUUUACAAAUGCUCCACGAUUAUGAACGACACAUGAAAGAUGUUUCUGAGGAACACAUAUUGCCAAAAAAAAGAAGACCAGAAGUAAUGUAUGCUAUCGGGCUGAUCAUGAGGCACCGAUCUUAUGAUUACUUGUGUGUAAUAACGGGAUGGGAUCCACAAUGCGCAGCUACAACGGAAUGGAUGGCUGAGAUGGGUGUAGAGGACCUUUCCGGCGGCUCAAAUCAACCCUUCUAUAAUGUUUUUGCUGAGGAUGGGUCAUCGCGUUAUGCUGCCCAAGAGAAUUUAAUGCUUGCCUUCCCACCGAAGUGGGUAAAUCACUACGAGAUUGGAAGGUAUUUCUGCAGAUUUAAUGAAACCCAUUAUGUACCAAACGAGGAAAAGGCAAGGGAGUAUCCAGAAGACGAAGAGAUAAGAGUUCGCAUACUGGAAGCUAAUUAUAUUUAAUAAACUGAGAAGAAUCACAGGGUAGAGAAUCUACUAAUAUCUAUGUACACUAACUGACCAUUUUCCAACUUGACCACAAGCUUUAUUACAAUCGAAACAAUUGUUAGUUGUACAAUUUAUUCCCGUUCACAAGUUAACGUAGGGAAGUUAAAUAAAUAAAUAACAUGUUACGAGCGUAUCAGUGGCUGAAAGAUUUGACUCUGCGUACUUUUUUAAUAACAAAGCCCAAGAAAUGGGACUCAAAAUGGUUAUGCCGAAUUGAAAAUUCCUUAUCAAACCUCCAGAAUAAUCGAUAGGCAUUCAUUGGUUUAUUUAUCUAGUGAGCAACUUAUCUUAGAUGUUCCCUUUUUGACCAUCUAAUCCGAGAGUUUUUCGGACGUGAAUUUUAUUUCAUACUAAUUGCAGUAUUCGCAACACAUACUCAUACCGUUAGUCAGGUUUGUCGAUUCGGAGUGAGUGAGUAAUCCAGGACAGUGGUACGCAAGCACAAGUUCAAAGCCACCAAAGAGUCACUGUCCAUUGGAUGAAAGCAUAAUUAUUCUCACUAUUGUUGGAGUUUCAUUUAAGAGUCAUUGUCUGAAAACUCAGAAUCACUCUUGAGUUGAAAAUCCAAACAAAACUAGAUUAAGCAUUCUGCAAGUAUUUUACCCAAGUAU